Amphimedon queenslandica is the source of this 1141-nucleotide messenger RNA. Its product is annotated as rhodopsin, GQ-coupled-like. Gene Ontology annotation, molecular function: G protein-coupled receptor activity. The transcript has a single exon. Gene Ontology annotation, biological process: G protein-coupled receptor signaling pathway. Lineage: Eukaryota; Metazoa; Porifera; Demospongiae; Haplosclerida; Niphatidae. The record is from RefSeq and is a predicted model, not a curated record. The coding region runs from base 77 to 1033 and encodes 318 amino acids. Gene Ontology annotation, cellular component: membrane.
ACUUGGGAAUGCUUCCAUUAUUAUUGUAGUGAUAAUAAAAAUUUACUCUCUUCGUCUAUUGAGUAUAAUACUUGAUAUGUCAUUCAACUCUACAGACUUUGUUCUAACUGGAGAUAUCAACAGUACUACUUAUGCAGCAGUUCUUGGUAUUGAAGGAGUCAUUGGUAUGAUAGUUAAUGUAGCAGUGUUAUUAAUGACACUGUAUCAAAGGAAAUCCUGGAAUCAAUCAUCAACAAUAUUCUUCACUUCUCUCCUACUGUCUAACCUCAUUAUUGCUCUGUGGUAUUUCAUGUCUUCUAUUGCAGUAGGAGCUGAAGAAUGGAUCUUUGGAAACACUUUUGAGCAAAAGAAUGCAACUUGUUUAUUCAUUGCUUAUCUGUUUUGGAACUGUUCAAUGAAUUCUAUGAUGACAUUAGCUGCUAUAUCUUUUGAUCGGUUUCUGUUUAUUGUCAAGCCUUAUCUUCACAAGCGGUUCAUGAGACCACGAGUAGCUCUGAUCCUGAUUAUUGGUGUGUGGUUGCUGUGUUCACUAAUAAAUACUACACCAUUCUGUGGUUUUGGUGUAUAUCGUUAUUAUUCUCCUGGUGGAAUUUGUUCAACAAGUUAUGAAACCUCAGGCUUCUUUUAUCUCUUAUUUCUUGUGGUAGUAUAUUCAAUUAUUUAUUUUAUUAUUGCUUUUACGUCCAUUUGGACAUUUUGUUUCACUCGUAGGUUCAUGCAGAACCAGGCUGAAUUAGUUGACAGUAGCGUAUAUCAAUCUAGAAGGAAGAGGCUGUUUGGUAUAUUUGGAUAUAUGCUUCUCUCCUAUAUCAUAGCCAUAUUAAUUUCCUAUAUUACUGGUAUUAUUAAUAUGUUCUAUUACUUACCAUCGUAUGUUAGUCUUGGUGUCGUUGUUGUUUAUGGAUCUUUUAUAAUAUCAAAUCCUAUCAUUCAAUCAUAUUUUAGGCCAGAGAUAGUUAUUAUCAUCAAACAGUGGUGGAAUAAAAUUAAACGUUCCUCAAGGAAUCAGGACAGAGAUCUUAAUUAUAGUUAACUAUUAUUUGUUUUGAUGCAGUCUAUUUAUAAGUUUGAAACAUUAACUAAUUUUUAGUCUUGUAAUUAACUAGAUCUAUGUAUUUUGCAGUAGUUGUCAUAUUUUCCU